Molecule: messenger RNA, 887 nt
Organism: Panicum hallii
Lineage: Eukaryota; Viridiplantae; Streptophyta; Magnoliopsida; Poales; Poaceae
Product: U-box domain-containing protein 41-like
Exons: 3
Coding region: 162-887 (241 amino acids)
Cellular component (GO): nucleus; cytoplasm
Molecular function (GO): protein binding
Source: RefSeq, a predicted model, not a curated record
CGCGAUGCCCUCGCCCGGGCCCGCAGCGCCGCUGCUCCGCGACGCCCUCGCCCGGGCCCGCAGCGCCGCCUACUCCCCGCGCCUCCAGCUCAAGGCGCUCGAGCUCUGCUUCGCCGUCUCCCUCGACCGCCUCCCCUCCUCCUCCUCCUCCCCAAAUCAAAAUGAUCCCGCCUCCGAGCCCCCCGUCGCCAACUCCCUCAUGGCCGCCAUCAAGCGCUCCCAGGCCAACCAGCGCCGCAACCCGGACACCUUCCACUUCUACCACCAGGCCCCAACAACCCCCGACGUCGUCAAGGUCGACCUCUCCCACCUCGUCCUCGCCAUCCUCGACGACCCCCUCGUCAGCCGCCUCGUCCAACUCGUCGUACUCGUCCCCGGCGUCCAUGUCCUCGUACGGGUCGUCCUCGGAGAUCGUCCCGGCGGAGGACGACGACGGUGGGAGCGCGAGGCCCGCCAAGGACGCGGCGACGCAGCCGCGGAUAGUCAGGGAGGUGGAGGUGGAGCCGGCGCCGCUGGUUGACCCGCUGGAGGACGACGUGGUGGGCAAGGUGCUGGACGCGGACGAGGACGGGAUCGUCGCGGCGGCGAUGGGUGCGCUCCGUGAGGCCACGCGGGAGAGCGCGGAGCGGCGGCGCGCGCUGUGCACGCCGCGCCUCCUCGGCGCGUUGCGGCGGGUGCUGCUGCUCCCGCGCCACGCGGCCGCGCGGGUGGACGCGGCGGCCGCGCUCGUCAACCUCUCCCUGGAGCUGGCGAACAAGGUCCACAUCGUGCGCGCGGGCGCCGUGUCGGCGCUCGUGGAGGUGCUCCGGUCGGGGGCCUCGGCGCCCGAGGCGCGGGAGCACGCGGCGGGGGCGCUGUUCGGGCGCUUGGUGUUUGCUUUUGCAUAA